Owenia fusiformis is the source of this 1674-nucleotide messenger RNA. The record is from the annotation of a GenBank genome assembly. Lineage: Eukaryota; Metazoa; Annelida; Polychaeta; Sabellida; Oweniidae.
GCUCAGAUACAUCGAGUUUAAGAUAGUUUUAAGAGAGUGAUUGGUUACCAUGGCUACUGGAUACCAAGAAACCGACCACUUGAUCGUAAAUAUGGAGAAUGGAGACCAACAUGAAAUUGUACAUGAACUUUUAGAUAAUCUUGGGGACAAGCAAUUACCAAAUGGUAAAGAAUACCAUAUCUUCUUCUCGCAUUCUUCUGUAGACAAAAGAUGGGUACUUGAAAUGGUUCGGAUCCUAGAAGCUCCGCCAUAUAAUCUUAUAUGCUGUUAUGAUGACCGUGACUUUUUACCAGGGCGUACAAGUAUAUAUGAAAUCAACAGGGCUAUAAUUAGCAGCAUGAAGACAGUGUUGGUGUUUACCCCAGAAGCUGUUAAAAGCCGAUGGUGCCAGACAGAGGUCGAUACAGCUAUCACCGCCGCAUAUGAUAACCUCAUAGAUAUCAUCCCAGUCAAACUGAGACCAUGUGUAUUACCAGACACACUAAAACACAUCAAUUAUUUAGAUGUCUCACACUUGGAUAAGAAUCAGGCUACAGAACGUAUUCUCCAAGCUGUAGCUAAAGAUGAAAAGGAACCAGAAUUACCACCUCAGGUUCAACGUAAUAUGGUCACCAAUGGGUCAUAUUUCAACAUUGAAACCAAACUGCAGAACUGUUCUUCUGUUUUGGAUACUACCGUUGCUGAUAUGAAGAUGGGUCUCGAUGUAAGAGGCAUUGCUCUUAAUGAUCUUGAAACAGCAGACAUCAUAGAUUCAAUCAACUCUUCACCUUUGAUGAGACAUGCUUGUGUUUUAAGAGUAAAUGCCACUUGUUUACCUGACCACUUCACAAUUCAAUGUAUUCUGAUAUUUACUUUUAUUUUGCUUGAUUUAUUUGGCAGCUUAAUUCUUUCUUUAAUAUUUGGCAUUCUAGAUAGCAGAUUACUUUUCAUGGUGAUUAUUCCUAUACCACUGUUUACAUUUGUCAUUCUUCCAGUAAUAGGGUUGCCACUUUGUAACACAUUGCUAAAAAUUAGUUUCAGAAACAUGUUGAGAAAAAUUUCUAUUGAUAGUGUUGUCAACAAAAAUGUCAUAUUCACAGUGAUGUAUAAAAACAGGAAUCCUGUUUUGGCAGCAAUGAAGUAUGACAUUGCAAUGUGCUUAGAGUACAUUGUCAAUGAAAAGAUCAAUGACAAUCCAGAGUUGGAGAUUGAGGCGUACAAACUAAAAGUUAUGAAACAACACCUUUUUGACUAUGCUGUGUCUAUACAGAGUGGUACACAAAAAGCAACUGUUGUUCGUCAUGUUGUGGCAUAUGAACAAAUGUGUUUCUGCCAGUUUGUUCAAAAACAAGAAAGACAAUAAACUCAACAAACUCAAUAGGUCUAAAACAUGUACAUAUAUGCAAGCCUGUAAAUAACAUUUGAUGAUAGGGAGGGGAUGUUACUUUAAGUUGCAUCAAAAGUUUCAUUCAGAUAUAGAUAUUGAGAUCAGAGUACCAAUAGAGGUUAUUUUAUGGGAACUUGGCAUGUUCUCUGUGAAACAAUGAUGGCUUAUUGAGGAAAUACUGAUAACCCUUGAUUAGUUGGGAUACUUUUGUUCCUUAUUCAUAUAGAUUUGAGUCUAAAUGUAUAUACUGAUAAUAGAUAUCACUUUUGUUGGUAUGAUAUGAUAUCACAGAAUAGACUCUAUAGCAC